AGGCCUUGUACAGUACUCCUCUCGCGCACACUGCACUUCGGCAUCUCUCCAAGUGCUCUCGGGACAGCUACCACGUUUAAAGGCCACACUUAUAUUCCCAUUUAUGCUAUCGUACCAGAUACCACGUCCUAGAUCAGAUGUCCGAUUUCGUUGUUGCCUACGUCUUAUCCAACGAACUGGUUAAGGUCUCUUCGCAGUUGCCUUCAAACAAGAACAGGUCCCUGCUCGUGCACUCUCUCGUGAAGGAACUCGGGUUGCUAUCUCCUCGCUCGAGCAACUCACAAUGCUCUCGAUUACAACUAUUGAGGCCAAAUCUUGCAUCAGCAAAUGAUCUUUCAUCGUAUCAUGCUCGUGACUAUUUGGACUAUGUUCUGAAUUGUAAUCACUUUAGCAACGACGGGACCCCUUUCGAUGCUGAAAAGGCUGCCGAAUAUGGAAUAGAAGAGGAUUGUCCUUGGUUUCAGGGACUGCCCGCAUAUAUACGCCUUGUAGGAGGGGCCUCACUGACAGCUGCGAAUACUUUAGUUCAGGGCCAAGCUGACAUAGCUAUCAAUUGGGAUGGCGGAAGGCAUCAUGCACAGAAAUCCCAAGCUUCAGGAUUCUGCUAUGUCGCCGACUGUGUCCUAGCUCUCCUUGCCCUCAAGCGUUCCCGACUUCCUUCCUCUUUAGAAACUGUUGUUUCGCCUAAUGUCUCUUUGCGCAAACCUCGAAUCAUGUAUCUGGACUUAGACCUGCAUUUCUCUGACGGUGUCUCGCAUGCCUUCUAUAACACUCCAGAAACACCUCAAAUUCUCACUUUGUCUAUUCACCAUGCGGCGCCAGGUUUUUUCCCGAUUUCACCCUUGUCAUUACUUCCACCCUCGGAACCAUCGUCAUCUUUCGAUCCAUUUACACUUUCCGUACCUCUUGCUGUCGGCGCCUCUUCGCAAACAUUCUUCUCUGUAUGGAAUGGCUGCGUUGAACGAGUGAAGGAUGCCUUUCAACCUGAUUACGUCGUAGUGCAGUGUGGCGUUGAUGGCUUAGCUGGAGAUUCGUACGGAAUCUGGAACUGGUCCUUGGGUGGUCAUGAAGACGUCACUGGAGCGGAAGAAGGUAGCCUAGGCUGGUGUGUCGAAAAAGUCUGUCACACGUGGGGAUGCAAGACGUUACUACUCGGCGGAGGAGGGUACAACUCGCCGAACGCAGCACGCGCUUGGGCAUAUUUGACAUCCAUAGCGCUCUCGCGUCCCCUUCCGCUGUCGACUCAUAUCCCCGAUCAUACCUUUUUCCCUCUCUAUGCGCCGUCUUUCACGUUAGAUGUACCACCCAACACCCUCUCUGACGAGAACACUGUGAUGUAUCUUGAAGAUAUUCGAGAUCGUUUCGAUUGGGUCUGCGAGGGGAUCCGGGAGCGGCUCACCACUUUCAUGACGGGCGCAUCGGGCAAUAGAAAGUCGUGAGAACGCGUUGUUUGUUAAAGAAGUCUAAUGAACUACACUCGUACAUUCCUGCCUCACUACGUCUUCUUUAUCCACGUCCAAACCCUGUUCUGGACGCGCCGUGGUGCAGCCUGAUUUUGCCUUGAACGUUGUUGACAUCUCUAC
Messenger RNA from Somion occarium, 1583 nucleotides. Lineage: Eukaryota; Fungi; Basidiomycota; Agaricomycetes; Polyporales; Cerrenaceae. The record is from the annotation of a GenBank genome assembly.